UACUCUAUCAGGACGGAUUCGCACGUGUUCGUGGAGAUAGUGGUUAGAAGGAGUCACAUAAAAGCAGACACCCGAGUGAUAAGUUUCAUUUGUUAUUAACAAUGAACAGUGAGGUAAUAUCGGGUGGACGCAGUUCCUUUGAAAAAGAUUUCCGAGGAUUCGGAGAGUUUUUCUUCGAACAAGCAGACAAGUUCAGUGAUAAAGCUUGCCAGAUUGAUGGACUAACGGGACAGCAGGAAACUUAUUCUAAUGUCAAAAAAAGAUCAGCACGUUUAGCGUUGCACAUGGAACGUUUAGGAAUAGUUCCUGGGGAUAUCAUUAUAAGCUGCAUGAAAAACUCCAUGAAUAGCGUGAUUCCACACAUAGGGACGUUGUGUUUGGGAGCCAUAAUGUCAGCUGUGGAUCCUACACAAUCCAAGAGGGAGUGGACCCAUUGUGCAAAAAUCCUGAAACCCAAACUGAUUUUUGUUGACGAGGACGUUUCCGAAGAAAUGGCGAUGGUUGUUGAAUCUCUACAAGAAAAACCUGAAUUGAUCGUUGUUGGGAAAUCAAAAAAAUUCAAAACAUUUGCAGAUUUGCAGAUACCUCUACCGGAAGAACAAAAAUUCAAACCGAUAACAAUCAAUAACUGUCAUUCAACAGCUCUAAUCAUAUUCAGUAGCGGCACAACAGGGUUACCAAAAGGCAUAUGUCUUUCACAUUUCAGCAUUAUAAAUGAAAUGAAAAAUGCUCUCUAUUUCAUUCGUCAACCAGCAGUCAGUCUCAACUAUGCAACAUUUUAUUGGAUAUCAGCCAUUUUGGUGUUAAUGUCAACAUUUCACUAUGGCGGUGCUAGACUUAUUCUACCAAAAUUUGACGCUGAAGAGCUCCUAAGAAAAAUUGAAGAGCAUAAGAUAACGUUCAUUUUCAUGCCACCAUUAUACACAUUCAAUCUCACAAAUGUAAAGAAUUCUGAAAAAUACGACACUUCUUCAUUGCGCAUUCUCGUCAUUGCUGGAUCUUCGGUCAGUCCGACGCAAUUGAUCAGAACAAAAAAAUUGUUCAAAUACUCCUUAGUCGCAGUAGCGUACGGCACCACAGAAGCGGGCGGUUUCAUAACUAUUACAGGAGAUAAAGAAUUUGAGGACAACCAUAGUACCAUAGGAAAACCAGUAAAAGAUAUUGACUUGAAGAUAAUUGAUCCAGCUACUGGCAAAUUGUUGGGACCUAAUCAAAAAGGAGAAAUUUGUAUAAAAAGUUUGUAUGGAAUGACUGGCUACUACAACAUGGACUCAUCUCCUUACUUCGACGAUGAAGGGUUCAUUAAAUCUGGCGACUUAGGCUACUAUGAUGACAAUGGUUGCUUCUAUAUUGUGGAGAGAAUCAAGGAAAUGUUCAAAUAUAAAUCGUGGCAUGUGGUGCCAUCUUUUGUAGAAUCGAUUCUAAUGGAACAUCCAGCAGUGUUGGAGUCUGGCGUUUUUGGACUACCACAUGAGGUGGAUGAAUACCACCCCGCAGCAUGUGUAGUGCUCAAGGAUACUGCCUCGGUUGAUCUCGAUGAAAUUCAAAGUUUCGUAUCGAACAAUGUUUCAGAAUGGCAGAGGCUGAGAGGUGGCAUAAAAGUGGUGGAAAACUUACCAAGGACUCCCAGUUCGAAGAUUCAAAGGAGUAAAUUGGUCGAACUCUUCUUGAGUUCCUAGUUUUUAGACUUGAUAUUUAGUUCAUGAAAUUAACCGUGAUCGUAUUGAUAGGACCAGUAUUACACUUUUUUUAUAUAGUUGUAUUGUAUGAAGUGCAAUAUUGAUUGAACAUCCAAGUCCCAAACAUAAUUGCCAAUUGUUCAUUACAAUUUUCACGAAUAAUAAAUUAUUUUUUCAAAUAAAAAUGGAAUCAAACUA
Molecule: messenger RNA, 1877 nt
Organism: Leptinotarsa decemlineata (Colorado potato beetle)
Lineage: Eukaryota; Metazoa; Arthropoda; Insecta; Coleoptera; Chrysomelidae
Product: luciferin 4-monooxygenase
Molecular function (GO): CoA-ligase activity
Source: RefSeq, a predicted model, not a curated record